AUGGGUAUUGAUCAUCCCUUGCUGCUUUGCUGGGGGUGCUUGACUUCCUUGCUUGUCGCCCCGACCUCCCACCCGAACCCCGCGUUUCCUCUUGGUGCGAAGCAGUCAAGCGGCUUCCCAAUAGUAUGCACGUUUGUGCAGCCCUCUAAGGCUUCACAACUCCACCCCGGCCCCGGGUCGGACUUGGCUCUGAUCCACUCCGUCCGCCGAUGCAGGAAGUUCACACACUGUCUUCCUGGUCGACUCUCUGAUUCAAACAUCUUGCCUAUUGGGCUCUAUAUCAAAGUGCGACUGGCGAGUGGCCAGGACGCUCUCGGUCCGAUGGAUGCUGCAGGUGGAUGUAGGGUCAUACCGAUGAGACAUAGACAACCGGACUUAGGAACGAAGGCGGACGCCGCCGGAUGCCCGGAGCUUUCCCCAACCUGCAUUUGGCUGAGACCAACUUUGCGUUGGAAGGAGUAGGCUUAUUCCGCACCCACACGAAGCCUAUCCCGCACCCAUACUAGUCUCGUUAGAUUAGAGGAAAUAGUAGGUAGGAGUAAAUAGCCG
Molecule: messenger RNA, 549 nt
Organism: Colletotrichum godetiae
Lineage: Eukaryota; Fungi; Ascomycota; Sordariomycetes; Glomerellales; Glomerellaceae
Exons: 3
Coding region: 1-462 (153 amino acids)
Source: RefSeq, a predicted model, not a curated record